GCGUGGAAAAGCACCCACCAGUAUUUGGGGCGAUACACCGUCGACAAGCUGCUGGCCUUUGAGGAGUACCAACGCGUUGCUAGCCCCCUGCGAGUCUUCGCCGUCAUCGCGCUAACGCCUCUCCCCGGUUUGUUGACCAUCGUGUUGAUUGCAGCGAUCCCUCUCGAGAGCCCCCUGAAGGGGGUAAGCGCGAAC
Molecule: messenger RNA, 195 nt
Organism: Phytophthora sojae
Lineage: Eukaryota; Oomycota; Peronosporomycetes; Peronosporales; Peronosporaceae
Exons: 1
Source: RefSeq, a predicted model, not a curated record